AUGUUUCUUACAUUUUUAACUAAAGUUGCCAAACCUACAACUAGUUUAAAUCAGUUGGUUUCGUUUUCAACAACAUUCAACUAUCGUCAAAGUAGUAGUAGUAGUAGUAGUAGUAAUAAUAGAUAUAACUUUAAAAUGGAAGAAGUUAAAUUAGUUAAAGCAACAUGGGAACAAUUUAAAAAGUCUACCUAUGACAACUAUGAAGCAUGGGGAAGUAAAUUAACUGUUGAACAAUAUUGGAAUAGAGAAGCUGAUUCAAAAGAGUUUGCUCAAAAUCAUAGACCUUGGGUAUUAUUAAAUAAAGACGAAGAAAUUGUAGCAAGUUGUGAAACCUAUGAAUAUGAUUCAUUUUAUUGUAAUCUUGAAUCUGAUCAACCAGAUAUUCAAUAUGCUACAAGUCAAGGAAUUGCAAGUGUAUUUGUUGAACAAAAGUAUAGAGGAAAAGGAUAUGCAGCGUCGUUGAUGAAACAUUUAAAUGCUCAAGUCAAGAAUGAAGGUUCGAUGAUGACCGAUCUCUAUAGUGACAUUGAACCAAAGGUCUAUGAAAAGUGUGGAUGGCAUAUACACCCUGCCAACACUUUUAUCAUAGACUCUGAGAUCACUAUGAAAAUUGAUUCCGAUAUCACCUAUAAACCAGUCACUAUUGAUACAAUCGAUACUGUAUCUGAUUGGAUCAUUAAAAAUAAUGAUUUAUAUAUUAAAGAAAAAUGGUUUGAAACAAAGUCUGAACAACAACAACAACAACAAAAUGAUACUACUUCUUCUACUUCAUCCUCUGCUUCUCCAAUUAAAUAUAUUUAUGGUAAAUUAAUGAAAAAGAAUCAUAUAAUGUGGCAUAUUAAACAAGUUCAAACCUAUGCCAAUGCAUUGGAUACUAAACCAUACCCAGAAACAUUUGGAUGUGUUGCCAACCAACCAGGUAAUGGUGGUUAUAUCAUUUGGUCACAUGAUAUUAGAGAUGAUUGUCUCAAUAUCUUGUCGGUUGCUGCAGAUAAUCAAGUCGUAUUUUAUACUCUUUUGGAAAAGGCAUUGGAAGAAGCACGUACCUAUAAAUUCAAACAUGUUAUGUUUUGGGUAAACGAUUGGUCUAAAUUUCGAUCUGAAUGGUUGACCAAUAUUGGUAUUGAAAUCUCUGUACGUGAAGGUUCAGUACCAAUGGUAUGUUCAUUUGUUAAACAAGGUGAUCAAGAAAAGGUUGAUACUUCAUCAUCUGGUAAAUGGAUUAAUAUUGAAAAGUUUGGUUGGAUUUAA
This is a messenger RNA of Cavenderia fasciculata, 1251 nucleotides long. RefSeq lists its product as uncharacterized. NCBI's taxonomy places the organism in Eukaryota, Evosea, Eumycetozoa, Acytosteliales, Cavenderiaceae. The coding region runs from base 1 to 1251 and encodes 416 amino acids. Gene Ontology annotation, molecular function: acyltransferase activity, transferring groups other than amino-acyl groups. The transcript is spliced from 2 exons. The record is from RefSeq and is a predicted model, not a curated record.